CCACUGAAAACACUCAGCUGGAUUCAGACAUGCACAGAAAACACAUAAUGGGUCACCAGUUCAACCCAGCAGUGUUUGAAAGCCACAAAGUAACAAAGAGAUCAGCAGUGGGUGGAGCAAACAUGUGAGUCGACAAACUACUUUCACUUCUCCACACAUGGAGCCACAGCAGAGACAGUCUGGACUCUUCUGAGGAUUUCUACUGAUGUGAGUAAAACUGAUGCCGGCAGCUGGAUGAGGACAGGACUCACUGAGGGGGAUUUACCAGAAACACAGCAGCUGCUUUACUCACUCAGGAAACAGGAAACCAGAGGAGGGUCCAGCUUCAACCUUGUUGAGCAGGAAGAGAAACUCUUCAAACUCUGGCUGUUGUUGAGAGGAGAAAAUGGCUCAGAGAGGAUCUCAGCUGGAUCCACUAAAGUUCUCUUGCUCCAUCUGUCUGGAUCUCCUGAAGGAUCCGCUGACGGUUCCCUGUGGACACAGCUACUGCAGCAGCUGUAUUCAAAGCCACUGGGAUGAAGAGAAGAAGAAGGGAAUCUACAGCUGUCCUCAGUGCAGGAAGGAGUUCAGACAGAGACCUGACCUGGAGAAGAACCUCCUGUUAGCAGAGUUAGUGGAGGAUCUGAAGAAGACUGGACUCCAAGCUGCUGCAGCAGAGAGCAGAGACAAACUGCAGGACGUCCUGAGAGAGACGGAGACAAACGUCUCACUGAGAACCUCUGAAGAGGAGCUUUCACUGCUGCAGCCUCAGCCAGAGAGCAGAGCAGACUUCCUGCAGUAUUCGACUCAGAUCAUUCUGGAUGGAAACACUUUAAACAGCAGGCUGUCUUUGUCCAGCGGGGACAGAAAAGCCUCUUUAGUGCUGCUGCAUCAGCCGUAUUCUGAUCAUUCAGACAGAUUCAUCGGAACCUUUCAGGUUCUGGGCCGGCAGAGUCUGACUGGACGUCACUACUGGGAGGUGGAGUGGAUGGCGAGAGGAGUGGAUGUAGCAGUGACGUACAAGAACAUCAGCAAGGCGGACCAUGAAUAUGGGUUUGGAUGCAACGACAAAUCUUGGGGUUUAAUUUGUUACGACAAAACUUUCACAUUCCGCCACAAGAAGAUCAGAACUCCCCUCUCGGGUCCCCGCUCUCCCUCCUCCAGGGUGGGAGUGUACCUGGACCACAGAGCAGGGGUCCUGGCUUUCUACAGCGUCUCCAUGGCGACCAUGACUCUCCUCCACAGAGUCCACGUCGCCUUCACGCAGCCCGUCUACGCUGGAGUGAACAUUUAUCCCUGGGCCGUGCACUUCUGGAACCUGAGGAAAGGAACGUCUGUAGAGUUCCUGAAGCCUCAGUAGAGGACACACACACACACACACACACACACACACACACACACACACACACACACACACACACACACACACACACACACACACACACACUCUGAAAUGUCCACAGAUUGUGCUCAUGUUCGUGUCUCCUGACACACAAAUAGUUGUACUUUUACAAGGAUGAAAAAUGAUAGCACAUAAAACUGUGAUGAAUACAGCAGUGAGAACAGUGUUUAUGAGACAGGAGCCCGGAAAACUUAAUUUAAUGAGUAAUCAUGAAUGGUUCCUGAUUGACUGAUCAAAUCCUUGUCUUUAAUUCUUCCACUUUGCAAGUCAAAAAGACUAUUGAUGGUCCCAGAUUGACACUAAAUUUGCAGAAUGUCAUUAAAUCAGAACAAAGGUGUCUCAUCGUAAUUGUGCUGGAUUAUUUUGAUUAUGAAUUGAUCAAAUUGUUUUGUUUUAUAAUUUUUUGUACUGAGUUAUGGUUUUUAGAGUAAAGUGUACUUGAUUUAUUGAUUUGUUCACUGAG
Salarias fasciatus (jewelled blenny) is the source of this 1844-nucleotide messenger RNA. Its product is annotated as tripartite motif-containing protein 16-like. Gene Ontology annotation, molecular function: protein binding. The transcript is spliced from 2 exons. The record is from RefSeq and is a predicted model, not a curated record. Bases 386 to 1339 code for a protein of 317 amino acids. NCBI's taxonomy places the organism in Eukaryota, Metazoa, Chordata, Actinopteri, Blenniiformes, Blenniidae.